GGGAAAGCGCGGCUCUCGUGCCGCUCUGGGCUCAGCCAGUGAGCGACCGGAGGUGUGGUAGAGGGAAAGAGCCCACCGCGUACUUAAGGACGCGCCAGCCGCCGGGCCUGGCCUCCUUCGCACCUGCGUUUGCAGCCCGGCAUAGCCGGGCGUUGUGGGUAGAGCGGCCACCGGCUGCAUCAUGGUGGCCCCUUGUUCCACCAGCCCGGCGAGCCCUGCCACCGGGGUGGGGAGGCGGGACGACGACCAGAACCUCCGCGCUCCGGUGAAGAAGAGCAGACGCCCGCGCCUCCGAAAGAAACAGCCGUUGCAGCCCCUGAACCCGUGCUCGCUCCUCGGAGACUCUGGAGUUUGCGACCUGUUCGAGUCCCCCAGCUCCGGCUCGGACUGCGCAGACAGCCCCACGACGUUGGCGGCGCGGGGCUGCAGCCCCCUGCCCGGCCCUGCCCAGCCCUUAGUGCAGCUAGAUCUACAGAACUUCCGCGACUACGGCCAGAGCUGCUACGCCUUCCGCAAGGCUCAGGAGAGCCACUUCCACCCGCGGGAGUCGCUGGCGCGGCAGCCACAAGUGACGGCGGAAUCCCGCUGUAAGCUGCUUAGUUGGCUGAUCCCCGUGCACCGCCAAUUCGGUCUCUCCUUCGAGUCGCUGUGCCUGACGGUGAACACUCUGGACCGCUUCCUCACCACUACGCCAGUGGCUGCAGACUGCUUCCAGCUGCUCGGGGUCACCUCGCUCCUCAUCGCUUGCAAACAGGUGGAGGUGCACCCGCCGCGCGUGAAGCAGCUCCUGGCCCUGUGCUGUGGCGCCUUCUCCCGGCAGCAGCUCUGCAACCUCGAGUGCAUCGUGCUGCACAAGCUGCACUUCAGCUUAGGCGCUCCCACCAUCAGCUUCUUCCUCGAGCAUUUCACGCACGCUCGCGUGGAGGCGGGGCAGCUUGAGGUCUCUGAAGCCCUGGAAGCGCAAGCCCUGGCGCAAGGGGUGGCGGAGCUGAGUCUGGCCGACUAUGCUUUCACCAGCUAUGCCCCCUCCCUGCUGGCCAUCUGCUGCCUGGCGCUGGCUGAUCGCAUGCUGCGGCUCCCGCGCGCGGUGGACCUGCGCCUGGGAGAGCACCCGGAGGCGGCGCUGCAGGACUGCCUGGGCAAGCUGCAGCUGUUGGUGGCCAUAAACAGUACCUCCCUGACUCACAUGCUGCCCCUCCAAAUCUGUGAGAAGUGCAGCCUGUCCCCGAGCUUGAAAUAAAACAGGCCCUUGGUCUCCUUUUAUUCCCGGGCCCAGCUGCUGGACCUCCUAUUGCUUUAGAAGA
Propithecus coquereli (Coquerel's sifaka) is the source of this 1304-nucleotide messenger RNA. RefSeq names its product cyclin O (gene CCNO). Gene Ontology annotation, biological process: mitotic cell cycle phase transition; regulation of cyclin-dependent protein serine/threonine kinase activity. The transcript has 3 exons. The record is from RefSeq and is a predicted model, not a curated record. Lineage: Eukaryota; Metazoa; Chordata; Mammalia; Primates; Indriidae. Gene Ontology annotation, molecular function: cyclin-dependent protein serine/threonine kinase regulator activity. The coding region runs from base 182 to 1240 and encodes 352 amino acids. Gene Ontology annotation, cellular component: cyclin-dependent protein kinase holoenzyme complex; nucleus; cytoplasm.